Messenger RNA from Daktulosphaira vitifoliae (grape phylloxera), 2343 nucleotides. RefSeq lists its product as uncharacterized. The coding region runs from base 170 to 1828 and encodes 552 amino acids. The transcript is spliced from 2 exons. NCBI's taxonomy places the organism in Eukaryota, Metazoa, Arthropoda, Insecta, Hemiptera, Phylloxeridae. The record is from RefSeq and is a predicted model, not a curated record.
ACUUUGUUUCUAAUAUUUUUCUUUUAUAAUUUACAAUUAUUUAAAGAGAAGAAUUAAUUAAUAUAAAAAAAUUACAAAGAAAAGAAAAAAAUUAAUGUAUACUGUCUAACUAAAUCUAAUAAAAGUGUUAAAUUUUUCCUUCAUCUUAUUAAAUUUUAGUUUAAAUUAAAUGUAUUUGCUUACUGUUUUAAUAAUUUUUGCUUUUUCCAAGGCAGAAAAUACCACUGCUACUGGACACAACUUACACUGUGUCUACUCUCAAUAUCUAUUAAGAUUUUUUCAAAACAAUAAAAUCUCAUUGAAUGAAUUAGAAAAAAAUGUUGAAAAUGUUACUAAAGAAGACUUGCGCAUUUUCGACAAAGCAAUCAGAACUCAUGAUAUUGUUGUUUUAGCUUUUCUGGAAAAUUUGGCGUCUUUAAAUUAUGAUGUUAUCCCUUAUGAUUUGUUUUUGGUAAAUAUGUAUAUAAAUAAUGGUUCUAAAACAACACUUUUGAACGCUUUUUGUAACGAUACUGACAAAAAAACAAAUUGGAUAUAUUUUUUAAUUCAAGGUUUUCAGAUUAUGCAUCGCUCAAUUAUUGAACAUAUUAAGCAUCAUGUUGAUGAAAAUUGUAUGCACAUAAAUUAUUCAAUACAAACACAAAUACUAAAUAUACCUAUCGAAUUAAUUACCUAUACCCCGACAGAUCUACUAGAAAAAAAUCUGCAAAUGAAAGUGUCUAUCAUGAACACACUUAAAUUAACUAGUAAUAUUGAAAUACUCGUGAGUUUUGAUCCAGAGAAAUACUUUUAUUCUAAUAUGUAUGGACAAAAGAGUAAAAAUAAUAAUAACUAUAUAUCAACUCUUCAUCAAAGAAUAGAGAAUUUAAACAUCUUCCGGUUGGCUUUAAUUAAUGAAAAGUGUUAUGAUGGAAGAUACGUAAAUCUUAUUGAAGUAUUCAAUUAUAUAAAGUAUAAUAUAAACAUUCAAGAUUUAAAAUUAUUUCAAAAAAUGACAUUUGCUGCAUUAUUUCGCCCUGUAGCAAUUAUUAUUCGUAACUUCAUUAAAACUGCCACUGUAUAUUAUUCUGUAGACUCUCUCCAAAAUUCAUUUACGCCAUUCAAAGAUAUAAUCAUUGAGAUGGGCAAUAGUAUGAUGCAUUGCCUUAAUAAAUUCAUCGAAUAUACUUGCAAUAAAAAAAUUUAUGACAAAUCUAAUAAAAAUCGUGGCGUAAGACAUUUUUUUGAAGUGAUUUACGAAUUAAUAUACAAAUUUUUUGAAAAUUUUCAAACAUCAAAAAUAAAAACAAUCACCGAUAACGUAUCUGAUAAGCUUUUGGAAAUCAUUGAAAAACUAAUGACUUGUAACAAAUUGAAAUUUUCAUUAAAAUUGAAAUUUGACGAAAGUUUGGUUACAAAGCAAAGUUUUAAAACAAUUAUUGAAGAGGCCACUGUAAUUCAAAAUAACGUAAAUUUGUACAUCGAUGAAUUAAAAAGUUGGAGAUUUUAUUUGAGUGAUAUUCUAUACAACCAUAGUUUGAUAAAUAGUUUAUUUGUUUUGAAUAAUAAUCUUAUAAAUGAAACCUUUCUAAAGAAUAUAUGCAAAAGUAAAUUUCAUUCUGAUGUACAAAAAUUAAUGAACCACGAAGAAAUCAAAGAAAAUUUUUUUAUAGAACUUGAUGAUAAUAACAAUAAUUUUAAAACGAUUUAUAUAAACCAAGAAUUUAAAAACAAUAUAUUCGUUAAAAAAGAGUUGCAAGAUGAUGAAUUUUGGUCAAAUGAGCUACUUUACGCCCCUAAAUACAAAAAAGAUUAUUAUCUUAAAUAUGUAAAAAACAAUAUCAUAUAAAAUUAUAUAAAAUUUAACUAAACUUUUUAUUAAAAAAAAAAGAAAUGUAUUAUUUAGUCAUAUAAUUUGAAUGAAUCUAUUUUAUUAAACAUAUUAUAUCAUCAUCACCACCAUAAUCUCUUUCCCAGUUUUUGGUUCUGCCUUAACGAUUUGAUGGAAUUGUACACCGGCUGUCGACCAAAUGCAACUGAUUUAUGGAUGAGGAAAACAGUAUGGGCCAAUGUGUGUGUCACUGUUAAUGUUUUCGUUUAUUGGUUACCCAUCUGGUACCCAAUAACAAAGAUAUCAGCUGAACAUCAGCGCUAAAACAGCGACUGAAUGAUUCAGAGCGCCACAUCUGGCCCCAUUGAAUAUAUUAUAUAUUAAUAAGAAAUUAAAAAAAAAAAUCUUAAAACCUUGUUCUUAAAAAUGAUGAUGCGAAAAUGUGUUUAAUAUUAUAAAUUUACACAUUUAGUUUCCAAUAUUUUAAUAAUUUAAUAAAGUUAUUUUGUUGUAUUUCACUUGGUUAUCUAUCG